Lethenteron reissneri (Far Eastern brook lamprey) is the source of this 8027-nucleotide messenger RNA. Its product is annotated as T-box transcription factor TBX20-like. Gene Ontology annotation, biological process: regulation of transcription by RNA polymerase II; cell fate specification; positive regulation of DNA-templated transcription. Gene Ontology annotation, molecular function: RNA polymerase II cis-regulatory region sequence-specific DNA binding; DNA-binding transcription factor activity, RNA polymerase II-specific. The record is from RefSeq and is a predicted model, not a curated record. Gene Ontology annotation, cellular component: chromatin; nucleus. NCBI's taxonomy places the organism in Eukaryota, Metazoa, Chordata, Hyperoartia, Petromyzontiformes, Petromyzontidae.
UCUGGCACAACAUUAAGGCGGGCCGGUGCCUUGUGUGUGUGCGUGUGUAGCUGCAGUCCUGCCAUCCGCGCGCGGUGAUAAGUGGCCGGGUUACACGGAGUGCCGACUUAAACGCAUCAAACGCACACGGAAAAAACACGCGCGCGCACGCACAUUCAUGCACAGGUCGUGUGCGCACAUCUACACGCAGAGGAACACACGCACAGCGGCACGCGUCAACAACACUCCGAAAGGGGGUCGUCGAGAGAAUUCCGCUGGCGUGCAAGGUCUUCUCAAGCCGUCUCGCCAUCACUCGGCAACCAUGGCGUGUGGAAGCCCGCAACAGGGCAGCGCCAAGGCCACUCAGCUGUCGCCCAGGGCCAGCGCAUUCUCCAUCGCGGCGCUCAUGGCCAGGAGUCCGGCGGGCAGCAGAGGCGGCCGCGACGGGGCCACGCGCGGCACCAUCGCAGCCCACGAGAAGUUCGUGGAGGCUUCGCCGAGGCGGGACGAGGAGGACGAGGAGGGCGACGACGGCGUCACGUCGUCCGUGGCUGACCCGGCGGGGGCAGCGGAUGUCCCGACGAGGAGCAGGGGCGGCCCGGCGGUGGUGGUGGCGACGGCGGCGGCGGCGGCGCCGGGGAUGGAGGCUCUGAUCCCCCCGGGGGGGUCGCCGGCUCCCAGCAGCGCGGAGCUGGCGAGCGUCACCUGCGCCCUGGAGACCAAGGAGCUGUGGGAGAAGUUCCACGAGCUCGGCACCGAAAUGAUCAUCACCAAAUCCGGCCGGCGCAUGUUCCCCACGAUCCGCGUGUCCUUCGGAGGAGUGGAGCCCGACGCGAAGUACAUCGUGCUCAUGGACAUCGUGCCCGUGGACAACAAGCGCUACCGCUACGCGUACCACCGCUCCUCCUGGCUCGUGGCGGGCAAGGCCGACCCUCCGCUACCCGCGAGGCUGUACGUGCACCCGGACUCGCCGUUCGCCGGCGAGCAGCUGCACAAGCAGAUGGUCUCCUUCGAGAAGCUCAAGCUCACCAACAACGAGCUGGACCAGCACGGACACAUAAUCCUCAACUCCAUGCACAAGUACCAACCGCGCGUGCACAUCAUCAAGAAGAUGGACCACACCUCGUCCCUCGUCAACCUCAAGUCGGAGGAGUUCCGCACAUUCGUGUUUCCAGAAACUGUCUUCACGGCCGUCACCGCCUACCAGAAUCAGCUGAUCACGAAACUCAAAAUCGACAGCAACCCAUUCGCCAAGGGAUUUCGUGACUCCUCACGUCUCAGCGACCUGGAAAGCAGCGUGUACCUGGAGCGCGCGUGUGCGGGAGGUCCGGGCCGCGAGAGUGUCGACAGCCUCAUCCAGAAGCACACGUACGCACGCUCGCCCGUGCGCCCCUACUCCACCAGCGGCGGCGACGACGACCUGGACGACGCGCAGUGCGGCGCACCUCCACGCGGCUCGGCCUUCACCUCCACGGCGGGGCUGGCGCUGGGUGGGGCGUGGGUGUCCCACGCCUUCUCUCCGUCCGGCGCGCCCAUCGCGGCGCCCCUGCCCGGCCGCCCGGACCGCGUCUCUCCGUCGUGCGCCUCCUCCUCCUCUUCCUCCUCCUCGUCGUCGUCCUCGUCCUCCUCCGCCUGCUCCACCUCCUCCUCCAUCUCCCCGUCCGCCUCCUCGGUGCACGCUGCGGCGGCGGCGGCGCACGCCUACGCGCGGCUCGGCGGCCUCCAGGCGCACGGUGCCGGCGUGCACGGCCCGGCCCUCUCGGCCUUCCACCUGCAGCGCUACCACCACUACUUCCAGCAGGGACCGUACGCCGCCGCCAUGCAGGGCAUGCGGCACCACUCGGCCGUGAUGACGCACUUCGUAUGAGUGCCGAUCGCGCGCCGCCGUGUGUUUGUUUUGGGGUUGUUGCUGUUGUUGUUGUUGUUUUUACUGCAGCCGGUGACGGUACUGGGAAGUCCGCUUGUCACCGGCGCUGCUGUUGUUGUUGUCGUCACCGUUGUCGUAUCGGGCCACCGUCGUUGGCACUGCCGCUGAUCGUUGGCGUUGCUACUGCCUUGUUAUCCAUCGUCGUUGUCAGCGUGAUCGUUUUAUAACGAUUGUUAUAAUAUAAUUUCCAUCAUAACUGCUGUCAUCGUGAUCGUCAUCAUCAUUUCAAUAAUUACGGUCAUAAUCUCUCUCAUAAUUGGCACUCUAUUCAUCGUAAUGUAAUUAAAUAUCAUUACCGUCAACAUGUAAAUAAGAAUUUGCAUUGACAUUAACAUUAUCCCAAUAGUAUAUUCGGGUUAGCUCUAGUAUAUAAUAGUAUAUUUAAUACAGCUAACCCGAAUAUAUACUGUAGUUGAUCGGUAGAGCUGUGACAGCCUAAAUCAGAAAUUAUCCUCAUCACCAUGGUUUCGGUUAAAAUGAUCAGUCAUCAUCGUCAUCAUCAUCGUCAGGUUUAAUUGUAAAGCCCCUUUUAAAAUACGCAAUGUCCAAAAGUCCAUCCUCGAUCUUGAGAAAUCAUAAUUUUAUUUUUCGAUUUAAAGCUUUCGUGACUGCAGGGAUUCAUCUUCUUGGUUCUUUUGGUAAAGUCACGUAGAAGGGAAAUAAUAAAAAUAAAACAUUAUAAAUACAAUUGUAUUUAAUAAAAUACAAUUGUAUUUUAUUAUAAUUUUAUUAUUGGACAUAUGUGAAAAAGAGCUUAAUAGCUCAUCGGAUUCCUCCAGUAUAAAUACAUUUCUGAUUCUCACGUGCAAAAGAAGCCCAGCAAACACAUUCUAACAUUACAAAGCUCAGACUCAAACAUCUUGGCAGACGCCUAUAACUGGCUGUGAUAAUUACACUCAUGAAUAGAAGCAGAAAAAAACCCCACUUUAAACAUAGGUUGAAAUAUGUUUACUUAAUAAUCCUCCCUGUUCCCUUGAUGCAUGAGUGUGUGUGUGCGCGCUGGUGUCCGUUUAUAGAACCUGGUACUCAAAACACUCCACUCCCAACCUCUGUUCACACUCACUAAAUCCCGGAUCUAUUGAGCCGAGAUCCUUAUAAAGUAAAUAUAUAUAGAGAGAGACAGAUAACUAUGUAUAAGCUGAUUUCAUUGUUAUUAAGUUUAAAUUAGAUAUCGAAAGAGUGUCUACACUGCCUGGCCAUGGCUCGAUGGCUUGACAUGGCUCGGCAGGGUUGAGAAUGUUGUAAAAAUGUGAUGACAAAAUUCGGUCAAAUGGAGUCGAAAGGAGAUUGCAUCACUCAAACCGAUGAGAAAUAAAACGACGUUCAUUAAAACGCCACCGCUGGGAAAAUGUGUCACCGACUGCGCUAUAGAAAACGCUGCAGGCCCGUUGCGAUGUGUGGAAGCGACUGCCGGUGUGGUUGUCCGUCCGUAUGUUGAACUUCUUUCGCACCGUACGUAGCCAACCGCGCUAAUCGGAGGUGCGGGGGAAGGACAACAAACUAAACACAACAAGCUGUUCUAAAGAAAUGUGUUUUCAAACUGGGCGAUGUAAAAGUGCACAACUCCAGUGGCCUUUCUAAUAUCGGAAGGAGGAGCGUUCCAGACGGCCGCAAGGAUAACCGUUCGUUGCCUUCAUCAUGGGACCUCCUUUGCCAGUACCAAAAUAUACUAAUAGGGUUUUUCCCCUUUUCAUUACUCUGGUAGUGCGUUGUCUUUGAACUGUGUGCCUUUUGGCGUCAUCUGGUCGAACACCAUAUGCGACUAGGCUCUAAAAGAAAGCUGUCUCUGGUGUGGACCAAUCAGUUUCAAAGACAAUGCAUAAAUUAUCAGAGUAUUGUUUUUUGUUUGCAUUUAACUGCAAGUAUUGUGGUUAAUGUAAGCAUGAUUCCUUGCAAAAGGUGUCAGUUUUUGUUGCCAGAAAAAAGGGGAAAACCCCUAUUAGUACGUAGCCUUGUCUCUAACGCCGUGUGUAUAGCGUGGCUUGUUUCAGUGCACGCUCAGCUCCCCUCUCUUGUCGCUGAUUUCGCGAUCACGAGCCGCGGCGACUCUUAAAUGCUGUACCGUUCUUCAAGACUCGGAGGCGGAAAACUUGCCCCAAGCGCGACGCUCGAUUGCCUCGGGUGCCGGGAGUUCAAAUUCCGGUUGGAGGUCGAUGCAACCCGUCAUCGACAACACACAUCGAUUAACAUACAUUUCGCACGCCCGUGAUGCUGCCAUUGCGUUGCGCGUAUUAUAAUCGAUCGUUUAUAAUGCACACAAAUUAUACAACGAUUUGCCUGUAGCCUCAUGGAAUCGUCGAGAGACAACAAACUGGGCAGAACAUACGAGACAUUUGCACGAGGCUACCAAUGUUACUCUACAUAUGAGACCAAACAGAAGUGAUUCCUAACCCCAAAUCAUGCCAGUUCAUUGAAUCAUAACUGGGAAUGAGGGCCUCCCCAUAUGCAGGUCAUGGAGGUUAAUUGACCGUGCUUCAUCAUGCUGGUCGGUGUGGAUUGGUGAUGAUGGCAGGGAGCAUAUAUGUGGGAGCAUAGUGCAGUACAACAACAAUGGAUUUUGCUUCACUGCCCUCUGCUGCACACAGAGUAGCCCCCCCCCCCGUGUGACUUGCAUACACCGCCCCAUGUCUACAAACUUGCAGUGCAGCUCUGUUGUCGUACUACAGGGCAGAGUGAAAUGCUGAGCAAGUGUUCCGCACACGGCGUAGUGAUGUCACCGUCUCAGGAGGGGCGUCGGGGCUGCGUGUGGGGUGGACGGCCGCGUCUGUUACAAGGCGCAUCGCGUUCUCGGGAUUGUGAUAUGUGCCACGUAGUUUUUUUUUCUCCCCGCCCCCCCCCCCCCGGGCGACGGUGAUAAGGCGGAGGAGAGUGAUGAACACCAGACGACCUCGGCAGGGAAUCUUGCGUAGCUCCCACUCAAAACUAUUUACAAGCAGCGGCGGCGGCGGCGACGGAGAGGGCUACAUUCGUACGGCAAAUAUGUGUUCGGUCCGCAUCAGUACCGUGCAAGUCAUUGUGCAGUGAGUGGCUGUACCGGGGCAGGACAUUGGUUACAAGUGGCACGGUUGGCUAGGUACGGUGCGAAAGAAGUUGAACACACGUACAUGCAAGUAGACGUUUAUAGUUGAGCUUAAGCGAUUGUGCACGCGUGUGUGUGUGUUGAACUUCUUUCGCACCGUACAUAGCCAACCAUGCUAAUCAUGGGUGCCGGGGCAAGGGCAACAACGUGUACACAAAGAGUUCUAAAGAAACGAGUUUUUUAGUCGAGGUUUGACGACGUAGCGACAAACAUCGGCUCAACGACGAGAGAGACCCCCAGCGAGCGCCGUUUGCGCUCGACGGUAAAAGCUGCGGGAAACGCAGCAGAUGUCACUGUCGGCGUGAAGUAUUGGUGACGAGAGACGGUCGGGUUCCAAAUUUGUUGCCGUUGCGAGACGUUCGGAAUAAUUCGAAUCGGUUUGAAAGGGACAAAAGUUUGACAAAUUUCUUUCACGUUUCUGCCGAACAAUGAGAGCGCAUCUGGCUGCACGGUGGUGUGUUUUGGGCGUGCGAUUGAAAUGUUGGAAACUUGAGUUAAAUUCCCAGUAAAGUUUUGACUCGACCAUUCACUACCCGCAAGGUCAAGGAAAUGAAUACCACUUCGUGGUGAAUCAGUCGUGGUUCUGUGGAGAAAACCCUGACAUAGGAAUGUGGAAUUUCCACCACUGGCUCAAAGCCAUAAAUGGAAAUGAGCAUCACCCUGGUUGGUGUGACUCGUAAACGUUGUUUUGCUUAGCAGUUUUAUGGAAGUACAUUCCACAUUCAUUCACACAAACUACAGUCAUUGUACUAUUUUUUUUACAAGAAAACAUAUCCGAGGCUACAUUUCUCAGCAUCGCACGUGCCAAAAAAAAUGGUUUACUUUUACUUGUUCCAACAAUAGAUCUGUGAUCAAACCCUGGACACAUUUCUUCUGGUCCCUGGGCCUAUUGCGCUGGCAUGGCCUCUUCCUACACCGAUGAUAUCUCCUUGCAAGUGCCUCUCCACUUGCGUCUGUUCGCCGACGCGUCUUUGAGACGCCUACCAUCCCGUCCACUGGAUGCAAUAGCCUAUUCUGAUAAAUCUCGGUGAGUCACUGCAAAAGAACUUCCUCUGAUUUCUAAAUGUGGCCUGAAAAACAUUCUCCUGAUAUCGUGGACAAUUCAAGCCUUAAUACUCCAGAACAGUGGCUUCCUUUUCCCACAGCCUAAUAAUCACAGGGUAACUGAUGAUUCGUUCAAAUGUUACCGCAUCGGCACAUUCCUGAUUUUGUUUAAACGCAUCGACGAGGCUCAAACUCUUAUUUUCCCCAUUUUUUUGUCAGAGAAACACCAGAUGGCAGAAAUGUCAAGAUUUUCUUAUCGUCUCAGUGACAGGAAAUAUAACCGUCCUAUUUUUUUUAAUUAUAUGUUUUUGUUCCAUCGCAUUCUGAUGUUCGUCUGGGCGCAGUGACUGGGCAGUGGCCUAUGACAGCGGUAUGCACGACACACCGACGCUCUCGAUCCGGAUGUAUUUAUAUCCGGACGGCGAUAUAUUAAGUGCCAGUGCCUCGUACGUGCGCGGAACACCCCGGGGCUAUCUGUGUGCAGCCGUGUUCAGUGAGUGCUACCAAAUGAUGAAACGCACCAUGCGUGUGGCUGGCAUCGCGCUAAGUGGGUGCAUUUGAAUUGUCGAGUCUCCGAGAUGGCAUGAGAGAAAACGGAGGUGGCACCGGUGCCGAGAUGUUAACCAACUCGUCCGGUAUGCAGGCGUUUGUGGGUUCGAUCCUGACACCGACGCCUGUACAUUUGGAGUUUGCAUGUUCUCCCUGUGGUCUUGUGGAUUUUUCUCCGGGUAUUUGGCUGCUAUAGAUUUCCACAAGAUGUGCCGACUGGUUGAGCUAUCACUUGUCACCAGGUCGCCUCUGAAAAAGAGCUACAUAACCCAGUGGACCUUACCUGGUAACAUAAAAAAAAAAGUUUAACCGUAAAUAUUUGAGCAUCGUUUCACGUAAAAAUGUCCCCCGCUUUGACUCUUCUAUUGUCAAACAUCCCUCUCGCUGUGGCGUUUACAAUUUUUUUUUACUUACUGGCCUAUGUCGCUCCAAUGUUGCGUCGUGAAGGUCUCGCCCUGGCGGGCCGUGACCGUUGUUUGACCAUACUUCACCGCGCUCACCAGUGUGCGUGGGUUCCCAGAGCCAGACCACGCGGCACUCACCGCGGCUGGGAAUUGAUCUCAGGUCUCUGGGUUCAUAGCGUGGUGCUCAAACCACCGGGUGGCCACCACCCCCCUCCCCCCAUGGUGUUUGAACACAGGAGUCGGUAUGUUGUGUGUACCUAUAUCACACUCGCGCAAAACAGCACUCUGAACGAUGGCCAGGUGGCUCACAGGCCUCGUAACGACGGCUGGGCUGUGUCGGAGAACUGACGUAAAACUGCCGAGGUCUUCCCUGGCUUUAAAUGCGGGCAGUCGCAGCCACCUUUGAAUAAGCCGGAGGAUUCCAGCGUACAUCGAGUUGAUGGUCUCGGCUGAGGGCACCGCGAUGACUGCACCCAAAAAAUUAAUACCGUGGGAUAAAAUGAGGUUCUCUCUCACCCCGCCGCGGGGACGACACAUUGUAAAUACCGUGCCAUCCAAUGAAUGGCAUUCAUUGGACCGUUCUUAACAGAUCGCAAAGGGGUGCGGGCCUCGAAUUGAAGUGGCUUGAGAAAUCCAUCCAUGGCGUGAUCUUUUGCAGCGAGCCAGUCCCCGGCAGGAGCGAGGCUCUGCUGACUGAAAGAGUUUUUCCCCUUACAAUGUUGAUUUGCCCCCGUGGCUACAUUCCAACAGCACAGUUGCAAUAUAAUUGGUGAUAAAUUCCCCCCGCCCCCCCCCCCCAAAAAAAAACCUCUACGUAUUUUGACGAAGCUGACUGAAAACAAAACUGGUGUGUUUGCCACCACGAGCAUAAUUGCCACCUUAAUUUACCGAUUGGCAACGCGAAUUUAAACCGAACUUCAAUCGGAAAUGCCAUUUAAAUAAAGAAGACAAAAUAACAACAACAAAAAAACCACUGCUGUGAAAAUCUAAAUGCGUUUCUCUUUGUCGCCGACUCAAACGUUGUCGACUCGAGCGAUGCGACAUC